AUGUCCUCCAGCCGCCGCGGCGUCGGCCUCUCGGCCUUCGACCAGCACCGCAUCACGCAGGCCCAAUACGCCUCGCACGGCAGCAACCUGCGCACGCAGCAGGCGCGCUCGCUCGAGACGCAGCUCUCCGUCUUCCAGUCGCUGCUGCACCAGUUCAGCAUCACGCACGCCAAGGACAUCCGCUCCAACCCCACCUUCCGCGCCGAGUUCGCCCGCAUGUGCAACGCCAUCGGCGUCGACCCGCUGGCCUCGUCCAACCGCAAAGGCGGCGGCGGCGACGCCAAGAGCGGGGGCGGCAGCGUCUGGGCGCAGAUGCUGGGCAGCAGCGUCAACGACUUCUACUUCGAGCUGGCGGUGAGGGUCGUCGAGGUGUGUCGGGAGACGCGGGCGGAGAAUGGGGGCAUGAUCGCGCUGAAUGAGGUCAGGCAGCGCGUGCAGAAGGGCCGGGGCUUUGGAGGUGGCAUGGAGGCGUCAGAUGACGACGUCUUGCGAGCUGUAAAGUCGCUCGAGCCGCUCGGGUCGGGCUUCACCAUCAUGAGGCUCGGCCACAAGCAAAUGAUUCGGUCGGUUCCAAAGGAGCUCAACACAGACCAGUCGGCCGUGCUAGAAGCUAUACAGGUGUUGGGCUACGUCACGGUAUCCAUGCUGCAGAUCAAUCUGGGUUGGGAGCGCGCAAGAGCAGUGGCUGCCAUCGAAGAUCUCCUGGCAGACUCGCUGGUUUGGGUGGAUAAGCAGACAGAAGAGACUGAGUAUUGGUCCCCGACGUUCAUCACGGAUGCGGCAGCGAGCGAAGGAGACUGA
Diplodia corticola is the source of this 801-nucleotide messenger RNA. RefSeq names its product eap30 vps36 family protein. NCBI's taxonomy places the organism in Eukaryota, Fungi, Ascomycota, Dothideomycetes, Botryosphaeriales, Botryosphaeriaceae. The coding region runs from base 1 to 801 and encodes 266 amino acids. Gene Ontology annotation, biological process: protein transport to vacuole involved in ubiquitin-dependent protein catabolic process via the multivesicular body sorting pathway. The record is from RefSeq and is a predicted model, not a curated record. The transcript is spliced from 2 exons. Gene Ontology annotation, cellular component: ESCRT II complex.